UCGCGGAUGUAGCUGCAAUCAUGAAGAUGACAGAGGAAAACAGUGCUGGAAAGUCCGAAAUGAAAAUGGAUGAUAUAAAAAACAUGGUGAAACAGAAAGAUGACAUUGAACAACAGAUAAAGGCUUAUUACGGUGUUUUGGAAGACCAAGGCGUCGGGGUGGAAGGGGUCCUGGUGGACGCAGAGGGCUUCCCCCGAGCAGAUGUUAAUGUUUACCAGAUCAGGACAGCAAGAAACAGUAUCUCAUGCCUACAGAACGACCACAAAGCCAUCAUGGAGGAGAUAGAAGAAGCUCUACACAAGCUGCAUGCUCGGGAGAAGGCCAAGCGGGGAACGGAUGAGCCUGGAGCCCGGGGGGAGCCGAUGGAGCUGAUGGAGCCGAUGGAGCCGAUGGAGCAACAGGUCACUCUGCCCCCUCCCUUUGCACGGGUGGAUGCUGUGACACAAGCUUCGCCCGCCUGUGGAGCUGGUCUCAGGGUUGGUGACGAAGUCAUCGAGUUUGGUUCUGUGAACACAGAAAACUUUCAGAACCUCCAGAAUAUCGCUUCUGUGGUUCAACACAGUGAAGGUAAACCACUUCGUGUCACGGUCAUCCGGGAUGGCCAGAAAGCUCAGAUGAGCCUGACUCCACAGCGAUGGUCAGGCAGAGGUCUGCUGGGAUGCAACAUUGUUCCAAUCCAUCAAUGAUCAGCCGGACAUUAUGCAGAAUUUAAAUUGUGAACCUCUUCCUCGCCCCUGAAGGAUACGCGCUUUGUACACACUGGAGACAUUUUCACCGGUUUCAUUUUUUUUAUAUCUUAUCCAACUGGUAGUAUUUUUUUUAUACAAGGGCAGUCUUCAGAAUGGUAUGGAUGAAGAUAAAGUGUCACAGUACUUUGAAGAGGCCAUGCUGAAUGUAUUGUAUACUAGCUGAACAAUUAAUUACAUUAAACUACUCUGAAUCAAAUCUUGCAUAUUCUGACAAUUAAAUGUUGGCAUUAAGAGUUAA
Messenger RNA from Pseudoliparis swirei, 987 nucleotides. It is a transcript of the gene psmd9, whose product is annotated as proteasome 26S subunit, non-ATPase 9. Gene Ontology annotation, biological process: proteasome regulatory particle assembly. Gene Ontology annotation, molecular function: protein binding. Bases 21 to 686 code for a protein of 221 amino acids. Gene Ontology annotation, cellular component: nucleus; cytoplasm. NCBI's taxonomy places the organism in Eukaryota, Metazoa, Chordata, Actinopteri, Perciformes, Liparidae. The record is from RefSeq and is a predicted model, not a curated record. The transcript is spliced from 6 exons.